Molecule: messenger RNA, 987 nt
Organism: Fusarium vanettenii 77-13-4
Lineage: Eukaryota; Fungi; Ascomycota; Sordariomycetes; Hypocreales; Nectriaceae
Exons: 3
Coding region: 1-987 (328 amino acids)
Source: RefSeq, a predicted model, not a curated record
AUGUCUUCCCCUCGUGAGCACUGGGGUCUCUCCUGCCCCAACGGCGGCAAGUUUUAUAUCUGCGAAGAAGACGACACUCAAUUCGUGGGCUGCUGUGUCAGCGACCCUUGCGGUACCAACAAGGGCAAGUGUCCAGAUGGUGAUUUGCGCGCCACCACCUUCGACAAAGACCUCUACGCCGAGCUUCCUACCCAGGACUGCGACAGCUCUCAGGGAACGGACAACUGGUACACAUGCGCCUUCCUCGACCCUCCUUUCCUCGGAUGCUGCAGUCAGAAUGCCUGCGGAUCAGGAUGCCCGAGGAACAGGUUGGUGGGAGCCAAGCUGUCGGAGGUUGAGAACAACAGACUCGACUUCCUCGAGCCUAGGGCCAACACCACAGAGACUACUGCCAGCACCGGCACUGCGACGAGCACCAGCAGCUCUACAUCUGAGCCCACCAACGAAAGCGACGAUAGCGGCCUGAGCACCGGAGCCACGGCUGGAAUCGCAGUUGGAGCUGCGGUGGGAGGACUGUUGGUUCUUGCACUCUUGGCUUGGAUCUUCUGGUGGAAGCCCAGACAGAAGAAGAAGAACGGACAGGAGUUCCAGAGUGUGCCUGUGAACCCCCCGAUGGCAGGACAGCCUGGUACUCCCGGUACCUUCAACACCCAGCCUACAUUCCCCGUCCAGUCUCCCAUGAGCACCUACCAACCCUCAUUCUCUGCCGCCUCUCCCAAUCCCGCUCCUCACUAUCCCAGCGGUGUUUCUUCGAUGGAUCAGUUCAAGUACUCUCCUCAAGCAGCCCAAUUCGAGCAACACCAACCCUACGGCCACUAUCCCGACGGCACUGUUCCGGCCACAAGCCCUGGGCUGCCGGCUUAUGGUCAGCAGUACCCCCCUCAAAUGGUUCCCGUGAUGGAGAUGGACGCCACGCCGACGGUGGCGCAUGAGAUGGGUACCGGUCAAGAGCAUCAGCACGGUGAGGGACUGGGAAUCUCGAAAUGA